CGUAUGACGGCGCUUGAUUCAUGAGCGGUGAAGAGCCGACUCGUAUCAUAAACCCGAGAGCCAAUUUUCUGGAAAUGUACGUGCUCUCUCCCUCUAUUUUUCUACGACCUUCAAAUGACACUUGCGUAGCUACCUUUAUAAACCUGUGGUGUCUUUGAGGGCUUUCGCCAUCAACUGUGGAAACUAGCCUACUGGCCACCCACAUCAUUGUGAUCACCUUCAUUAACUGGCAGUUUAGGAUGCAACAAUGUACUUGUCAUGCUGCUACUCACUAAUGCCUCAGGUAGGAAGUGAACCGGAGGACGUCACAGAGGAGGAAUGCCUGUAGAGAGUGGAAGCAGUGCCGCCGCCCGUCACACCAAGCAGAAGCGCAAGUCCCACAGCCUGUCCAUUCGGCGCAGCAACAGCACUGACCAGGAGCAGCGCACAGUGACAGGCAUGCAGAGGGAUAUGCUGGACGGACAGGACUCCAAGUUGCCCCUAUCCUUGCGGAGCAAUCUACUAGACCUGUUUGGACAGAUAGAGCGGGAGUUUGAGAAUCUCUACAUUGAAAACUUAGAAUUGCGCCGGGAAAUUGAUACACUCAACGAGCGCCUAGUAUCCGAAGGACAAACCAUAGACGGAGGAGAGCUGAGCAAAGGAGCUCUGAAAGCGAAAGCCAGUCACAGUACCAGUCAGCUCUCUCAGAAACUGAUGACCACUUACAAAGCCUCCACGAGCAAGAUAGUGUCCAGUUUCAAAGCCACCACAUCCAGAGCUGUGUGUCAGAUCCUGAGGGAGUAUGUGGGCCACCGGGACGGCAUCUGGGACCUAGCAGUCACACGGAACUCACCUGUGGUUCUGGGGACCGCAUCAGCAGAUCACUCUGCUGCUCUGUGGAGUAUAGAGACAGGGAAAUGUCUGCUUAGAUAUGCUGGUCAUGCAGGAUCAGUCAACUCCAUCAAGUUUCACCCUACGGAACAGAUGGCCCUUACAGCGUCUGGGGACCAGACGGCUCACAUCUGGCGCUACAUGGUACAACUGCCCGUCAUCCCGCCUCUAGCAGAUAUCAGCGCACUGUGUGACGACGAGCUGGACUUCUCAGACAGGGAGGAUGGUGACGGGGACGGGGAAGGUCCGUGCAGUGAGGUCCCAACCAUCCGCGUGGCCACCACCACCUUGAAGAGCCACCAAGGGGUGGUCAUCGCUGCAGACUGGCUGGUGGGGGGCAAGCAGGUGGUCACUGCUUCCUGGGACCGGGCUGCCAACCUAUACGAGGUGGAGACCUCCGAGCUGGUCCACACACUGACAGGCCACGACCAGGAGCUGACCCACUGCUGUACCCAUCCAAGCCAGCGUCUAGUGGUCACCUCGUCCAGAGACACCACCUUCCGUCUGUGGGACUUCAGAGACCCCUCCAUCCACUCUGUUAAUGUGUUUCAGGGACACACCGACACGGUGACGUCAGCUGUGUUCACAGUGGGGGACAAUGUGGUGUCGGGGAGUGACGAUCGCACCGUCAAGGUGUGGGACUUGAAGAACAUGAGGUCGCCCAUAGCAACCAUCCGCACAGACUCUGCUGUUAACAGGAUAAGUGUCUCAGCCAACCAAAGAAUCAUCGCUCUCCCACACGACAAUCGGCAAGUCAGGCUGUUUGACAUGACUGGAGUAAGACUGGCACGACUACCACGCAGCAACAGACAGGGUCAUCGGCGCAUGGUGUGCUGCUCGGUGUGGAACGAGGAGAACGCGACAUGUAACCUGUUCACCUGUGGCUUCGACCGGCAAGCCAUCGGAUGGAACAUUAACAUCCCAGCUCUGCUGCAGGAGAAGUGAUGCAGGAGAAGUGACACACACACCCUACACACAUACCACAUACACAUUGUAUUUGAUGUACAUUAUCUCCAUCCACUUUGCAUGGACUGUGAGUGUUUUUGUCUGUUUUAAUGGAGAGGACAAAGUCUUAUUUUAAAUCCAUCUAUAUACGUAAAAUAUAUUUGGUUGACUCCAGAAAACACUACUUCUAUGGUCUUGUUUACUGCUGAUGAACAUUAAUGGGUGAAUGGCAAGCCCUAGUUGAUAUUGCAUGCACUCAAACUCCUAUCAAUGUAUUUGUAAAACUGUCUGAAGAACGAUAGGAGAGGCAAUACAUUUGUACCACUAAAAUGUAAAAUUAAAUGUACCAAACAUAUCAUAUGGUGGCCUGUUCUAACCCAGACAGAUUAUCUUUACACUGAGUGGGUAAUCUUGGCUGUUUUCACCCUCUUUGGCCUGCAUGAUCAAGGGCUAGGAGUUUACUAUAUUGGACCAUCUAUAGACCUACUACACAUUUUACCUACUGAGUUGUUUCUGAGUCAGUCACAUUAUACACUGUCCAUUGUACAGAUUUAUUUUGCCAUAUUGCUUUUAGGAUACAUCUGCCUUGUUCUUUCUAUACUGUAUUGUACUCAAUAUGACUAUUUCGGUGUACUGUAGAUUUGACAAUAGGGAACUUGCAA
Coregonus clupeaformis (lake whitefish) is the source of this 2477-nucleotide messenger RNA. Its product is annotated as WD repeat-containing protein 37. Gene Ontology annotation, molecular function: protein binding. The transcript has 14 exons. Bases 319 to 1815 code for a protein of 498 amino acids. Gene Ontology annotation, cellular component: preribosome, large subunit precursor. The record is from RefSeq and is a predicted model, not a curated record. NCBI's taxonomy places the organism in Eukaryota, Metazoa, Chordata, Actinopteri, Salmoniformes, Salmonidae.